AUGACCAUCCCAAGGUAUCUGACGGCAGCCCUUUGGCUGCUAACUGCAGUCGCCGCCUUUUCUCCCACUACUACCACCACUCGCCAUCCACUGCACUCGGUACAAUCAUCAUCUUUCAAACUCGCCUCUGCUGCCGCCAACGAGGAUGUUUGUACCAUUCAGAUCCUAAUGAGUGACACGGGUGGUGGUCAUCGAGCAUCUGCCAAUGCCUUGAGAGAUGCCUUUGAUGUCCUGCAUCCCGGAAAGAUACAAUGCGACAUUGUCGACAUCUUUACCGAUUAUGGUCCCUUCUGGCCGUUUACCGAUUAUCCUGCCAUUUACAAAAUCAUGGCCGAAUACAGCUUUUUAUGGGAUUGGUUCUAUCACUUGGGGGCUUCACCCUUUGGCUUGGCCGUCAAUGAAUUCCUCAUGGAACUCUUUUGCUUUGAUUCCUUUCAAGAGUGCCUAGCACGACCAUCCGGAUCCACCAACCAUCGGGCGGACAUGGUCAUUAGUGUCCAUCCACUCUGUCAGGACGUGCCACUCAAAAUCUUGUCGUCCUUGGACACCAACGGUCAAACACGGGCUCCGUCAGCCCGUACGACACCGUUUGUCACUGUUGUGACUGAUUUGGGCGGGGCCCAUCCAACGUGGUUCAACAAGGGUGUCAACAAGUGUUUUGUACCCACAGAUGCACUCUAUCAAUGUGCACGAGAUCGCAACGUCCAA
Messenger RNA from Seminavis robusta, 708 nucleotides. The record is from the annotation of a GenBank genome assembly. Lineage: Eukaryota; Bacillariophyta; Bacillariophyceae; Naviculales; Naviculaceae.